Messenger RNA from Hipposideros armiger (great roundleaf bat), 6262 nucleotides. RefSeq names its product zinc finger protein 839 (gene ZNF839). The transcript has 8 exons. The record is from RefSeq and is a predicted model, not a curated record. Bases 3510 to 6095 code for a protein of 861 amino acids. Lineage: Eukaryota; Metazoa; Chordata; Mammalia; Chiroptera; Hipposideridae.
GCGGCUGCGGGACGCGGCUCAGCAGGCCGCCCUGCAGCGGGGCCCCGGCGCCGAGCCCCCGCGCCCGCCGCGCCUGCUGCCGCCCCAGGUGAGGCGCCGGGAGGGGCGUGGGGAAACUGAGGCCGGGGGACCAGGCCUCGCGGCGGGCAGGCCGGGGCCCGCGCCCCGCUUCACUUCAUCGGCCUUACAGCUACCGGGCCGGAGAGGCCGGUCUUCGCCCGCGUUAAAACUCAGUGUCUCGCACUAAGCUCCGUAGGGACGGCAGACCUGCCCCACCUGCCACCGCCCCGGCGAUGUCAACCCCUCCCUCCAGCACCCCUCGCUCUACGAGCCUUUGCCCACGCUGGGCUCUCUGCCUGGACGCCCUCACGCCUUCUCUGCUUUCACGGGCUCCUCCGUGCCGCCCAGCCCCUUCAGGCCCCUGCCCAUUCGUCCCGCACUUACUGGGCACUGACUGGACGUGCAACCUUGAACACAAUCAAUGGGAGUGACAAGGGGGCCGCUUUGGACUGAGCACUCCUUAGGCUUGACACUGGAACUGAGACCUGAGUGCAUUAAAAGGAAACACAGUCGUUUUCAGGUGGGAAGUGCUGCAGAUGCCACCACCGCCUGGACUUGGGACAGAAUUGCGUACAUUGUAGCAUUUGAUGCAGGACUUCCCACACUCUUGCGUGUAGUGCCUGGAUUUGUAACCCCAGUGCCCAGCACAGUGCCUGCCAUACACUUAAUGAAUGAAAUACACAUAAACAACCUGUAUACUACCAAACCUGCUUUCUCAGUGGCCUUAGCUACCGGGGAAGUUGGAAUUGGACCAGGGUCUUUCACAUCUGUAAGACCACAUCCCCUUUCAGCACCGGAUUUGUAAAUGACAGAUGCUUUUCACCCCAAAGCUGCCGAGGGGCGCUUUCACUAGAAGAAUUAGGUAGAGAAUAGAAUCAAUAAUCCUCAUUGUUUUUGUGACUGGGUGAUUUUGGCUGCUUAGAGUUUUACCCAGUGGGUCAUCAAGAGUGGAGCGGUGUCUUGCUAAAGUUAGAAGGCAAGUGUGAUUCUGCCCAAACUACUUCCUAGAAGUGUGACCUUGGGUAACUCAACCUCUUUGGGCUUUGAUUUCCUUGUUUGCAGGAGGUAUGGCUCAUUGGAUGAGCUUUCUGGCUCAUAAUCGCCUCCCAGAUAAGUCGGGCAGGCAGGUCUGUGGAGUCAGAAGGGUGACAGUGGCUGACGCUUGCCGAGCCUCUGCGGGCCCGGCACUGUGCUGGGUGCUUAGUUCUCAGCAGUGACACAAAAGAGUGUGUACCAGAAUUUUACGACGAGGGACAAGCUCAGAGAGGUUGAGUGACUCUGCCCAGGGUCCCCCAGAUGUGGCUGCACUCCAGGGCCCGUUGAAUGUGGCCACAGCUUUUUGGGUUGGGUGUGGCAACUUAGGAAAAAGUCUAAAAAUGACAUUUUUCCAUCAAAUGAAAGCCAACUCUGAUUGAGUUAGGUGGCAUGAUCACAUUCUACAGCUAAUCUUAUUGGAAUGAUGUCAGUUUUACCUGCCUUCAUGGUAAUGUAAUUGUGCAGCCUAUUCAGCUGAUACUCUGAGCCCCAGCUGUGCGGUGGAGGCCACAGGGGCAAACCAGUUGUGGACCUUGCCCCUUAAGGAGAUUAUAAUCCAACCAAGGAGGUAAAACGGGACUCAGAUAACUUCUAAUCCAGGUCAGAAAGCUAGAGACAGGUAAAGAACUAAAUGCAUUUUAGAGAAAGGGAGAGGUUGUUUCUGGCUGAGGGAAUCAGAAGCAACUUUGUGGAAGAGGUGGCAUCUAAACUAGUGGAUGGGAGCUGAAAAUACGGAAGAGGGAGGAGAGGCAGUUUUGAGGUGGGGGUGUGCAUUUAGAGGGUCUGUGGUGUCCUGGGGGUGGUGCAGAUCAGAAGGCACAGACCAUGUGGACACUCUCCCACAGGUCAGAUGUUGGCUCUGUCCCUCCCCAUCCUGUUCCUGCCCCACAGAAACUUCUAGCUUCCUCUGACACACUGCCUUUUUUCAUGCGUCCAUGAGCUCACCCGUGUUUUUCCUUACACCUAGAAUACCUUUUCCACCCGCAAAAAUUCAUCUCACCCCCUAGGCACCCCGCAGAGCUCCCCUCUUCUGGGAAGCCUACCAUCCCUGGGCUGUUCCUGCCUCCUGCUUCUCACCACACACAUUGCACUGUGGUGUGACUGUUUCCUGCCUGCAUCCCUUAGGGAGCCUAGUCUGCCUGCAGAGUCAUCAGCAGAGCUUUUAAAAGUACAGAUUUUGGGGCAGGGGACCCUGAUUCAGGAGGUGUGCCGGUGACUGGGGCAUGGCAGGGGGACCUGCCCACCUCAAGGGCGAGGUGAGGGCAUGGUUUAUGUUUAUGUACUGGUACCGGAGACAUGCUGAAUGAGAUGAACAUGUAACCAAGUAUCAAGUCUAAUACAUGGCAAACUAGUCUCAGUAGCAGUUAAAAACUUGCACCAGUUUUGCCACUGUGGUAAUCCUAAAACAAUGGGGUUUGGGGGGUGGGGGGCGUGUGUGUGUGUGUGUGUGUGUGUGUGUGUGUGUGUGUGUUUCAUGUCAUUAUCAGGUAGUGUCCCAAGAGCUUAGAGAAACAUUCUAUAAUAAGUAAUGUAGUAAAAUGAAACAAAUGUGAUUAUUAGAGAUAUGCAAAAUGAAUCUAGUCAUUUGAUUCACAGUAGUCCAGGAAUGGGGACUCCGGGGAUGCUGGCACCAGCUCUGUGCACGUCUUCAUAAACCAGUCUAUUCAAUUGUCUCUGCUGGUUGCAGUAGGCAUGUAACAUGCACACAGAGAGAGGUACUCCACCUUGAUUUCAGUGAGGGUGUUCAUUCUGCUCUGACAUUUUUAUUGAAAAAACUGGGGGCGACUUUGUCCUGCAGGGGGCAUUUAGUGAUGUCUGGAGACAUUUUUGAUUGUCACACCAUAGGGGUGCUACUGGCAUCUUCUGGGUAGAGGCAGAGAUGCAGCUCAACACCCUACAGCUCACAGGAUGGCCAUCCCAACAAAGGAUGCUGGUCCGAGAUGUCACUCAUGCCAGGGUUGACAAAGUCUGAUCUGGACGAUGUCUGUCCCUCUUCUCUCCCUGGAGAAAGAUGCUCAUCAUUUCUGCUCUGUGAAGGCAGGAACCUUGUCAUUGUUGCUGCCCCUCCGCUGAGUCCAUGACAGCUGUAUUCCUGACACUUGUAACAUUGUCUCUGACGCGUGGAACAUUGCUGAUGGCAGCCCUCCCUUUAGUGAUGCUUUGCUGUUACACACAGUGCUGCCUUGAAUCUCCUAGACAUGCAUCUUUGUGCCUAUGCCAGUGUGUCUUCUGGAAUCUAAGAAGCAGAAUUGCUGGGUCAAAAAGCACAUGCAUUUAAAAUUCUGUCAGAUGUUAAAAACCAGUGGUAGGUAUGUGCCCUGGAGAAACUUGCAAUGUAUACACGCACAUCCGUGAAGGUUCAGAGCAGACCGUAAGAGCGCAGGGUUGGAGGCCACCUCUCCAUCAGCGGGAGAAUGUUCUCCUACUGCAGAGAAAAUGAAUCCCUGAGAACUACGUGCUCGAUAUCGGUUAAUUUCACAAGGAAGAGAGGGAGUAAAACAAAACAAAACAAAAAACCAACAACCGGAAAAAGCCCCACCAAGUUGCCAGAGCAACUGGAAGCCAUUUAUGUCAAGGUAACACCUGGAGAAACAAAAGGUCAGGAAAGGCCGAUGCCCCCGCUAGCUGCCGUUCAGCCCACAACAGCCAGGCUGAGCCAGCCGCCUGGGAGAUGCACCAGCGUGUUGGGGCUCAGUGUCGCUAGGCCUCAGCUGCUCAGGGCACAGCCGCUCCUGAGCGCCAAGCCACAGCCGCAUUUCCUGAGCCGCCGCUCACCUCAGACUUGCGUUCCAGUGUUUGUCCACAGGCCGCUGCCUGCCCUCCGGCCAGUCCCUGCAAAGAGAGUCGCCGCCCCCCAGGCUGCGAAUGGACAGGGUGCCAUGUUGGCCCCUUUGUCAGCCUCUGACCCGCCGGCACUGACAUCUGUUUCAUCCAGUUCAGCAAAUUUACUGAUUUCCAACUUGCAUACAAACCACACUGAAAAACUGAAAAAAUCUUUAAAAGUGAAAACGCGUUCUGGGCGGAUAUCUCGACCUCCCAAGUAUAAGGCUAAAGAUUAUAAAUUCAUAAAAACGGAGGAUUUGGCCGACGGUCACCCGUCAGAUUCCGACGAUUAUUCAGAACUGAGCGUGGAAGAAGAUGAAGAACAGAAGGAAAAGCAGGUGCUCUUCGACUUAUCGAGCUGCUCGCUGAGGCCCAAAACCUUCAAGUGUCAGACAUGUGAGAAGUCGUACAUAGGAAAGGGGGGGCUGGCCCGGCACUUAAGACUGAAUCCAGGCCACGGCCAGCUGGACCCUGAGAUGCUGCUGUCUGAGAAAGCCAAUGGGAGUAUGAUCCGGGGCUGUGCUGAUGGCAGGACCCUCAGCCUGACGUCCCCACGGCUUUCCACACCAGCUCUUGAUGGGCAGCCUGUAGAAGAUGAAGAGGCAUUGGCAUCUGAACCAGCAGAUGGAGGUUCUUCAGCCCUUUUGGGACCAGAGAGACGUCCAGGACCUAGAAGUGGCUGCCCCGCGGCCCCUGCACAGCUGGGCGCGGCCGGCCUAGAGGAGAGCAGAGCUGCUGACCUGCACAGGGGUACGGGGGCCGCAGGCGCGAGCACAGCGAGGACCAGAGCCAGGCUCCAGGAGUGUCUCCACCAGUGUGACCGGGAGGAGCUCGUGGAAUUGGCUCUGCCUCAGCUGGCUCAGGUUGUGACCGUGUAUGAGUUUCUUCUGACAAAGGUUGAAAAAGGUCAUCUAGCAAAGCCUUUUUUCCCAGCCGUGUACAAGGAAUUUGAAGAGUUGCAUAAAAUGGUUAAGAAAAUGUGCCAAGAUUACCUCCGUAGUUCUGGCCCGUGUUCUCAGGAGGCCCUGGAAAUAAACAGUAAUGAGGUCGCUGAGUCACUAGGAAUCACAGGAGAAUUCCUGAGGAGAAAAGGUCGCAGUCUGCCCGCGUGCCCCAGCCGAGAGGUGGGCAGGGAGGAGGAAGAGGCAGCCCGCUGGCAGAAGAGGGAGAAGGAGGCCGCAGAGGAGGAGCUGGUCUCUGCGAAAAGGACCCGAAGGGCAUCUCUGCCCAAGGACACCAUGGAGUCUUCUGCCAAGAGCGGAGGCCCAGGGAGGGCGGCCGUGUGUGCCCCAACGGCCAGUGAGGGUUUAGACCCCCGAGUAAAUGGGGACGCCUCCCACCGUCCUGAGGAAGGCCACACGAUGCCCGCUUCGGGGAGCCACACAAGCAUAUCACAGGCCGGCCAGCAGCUUAAAGCACUUGCUGACCUAGCAGCGGGGGGCAGGGCUGCAGACCCUGCUCCCCACUAUCAGGCUGUCAGUGGGCCGGGUCCUCAUACUCAGUUGGGAGGGCCUGGGUUGCUGACCCAGGGGCAGGGGGCAGCGUUCCCCGUACAGAAUGCUCAGGGAAACGCUUCAGACUUGAACGCUGGGGACAGCCCGAGGAGCCCGGGUCUCGGCAGCAGCUUGAUGCCCGCGGGAGGAGUGGCGGCGGCCUUGCGGCCUGGCAGGUCUGGAAACGCCGAGGCUGGAAAGCUCCACGAGAUGCCAGAGUACCAGCUGGGAGGCUGGCAGCCCAGCCCUGGUGAGGCCCUGCUUAUGGAGGUCGCAGCCCCUCCGCUGGAGAAAGUCCUGCCCAUGGGUGUUGUGCCAGCGGACUGUGCCGAUAGCACCGGGUCUGAGCCAGGGCCUCAGCUCGGCCGGGACGGAGCCCUGUCUGCUGAACAGAGCCUCAGCAGCCAUGUGGGGGACUUGGACCAACUUUCCUGCGGACCCGGGUCGCACACCGACCCAAGAGGACUGGAGGGCAUCGUUGCUGUUGGUGAAGCCAUGGCUUUUGAAAUUACCAAUGGGUGCCACGAGUUGUUGUCCCAAGGACAGGAGCAGAUAUUUAUUCAGACUUCUGACGGGCUGAUCUUGUCCCAUCCGGGUUCCAUAGUGUCUGGGGAGGACAUUGUCACACUGACCGAUGCAGCAGGGCCUGCCCUGCACACGGACCCACUGGAAGGGCCCCUCUAGGAACCGUGGAGGCAGAGCCCUCACUGUAAAACAGACUCAGAGCCGCAGCCCUGGAUUUGUACGUAUUUUAUCCAAAAAAGGUCUAAUUCAAGUCCUGUAUGUGUAUUUUUCUAAUGUGAACACUGACACAAAUAAACAUCUUAUUUAUACAGAAUAAUGUUUUUCUA